GGAGGAAGAAAUUUGCCUAUGAUUUAUGGGGAGAUACAAUUAAUACAGCUUCAAGAAUGGAAUCUAAUUCAAUUCCAGGAAGAAUUCAAAUUUCCAGAUCAACCUAUGAAAGAGUUUAUGAUUUGGGUUUCACUUUUGAAGAAAGACAUUUAAAUGUGAAAGGAAAGGGUGAAUGUAUUGCUUACAUGUUGCAUGAGAAACAUCACACUCCAGCUCUUGUUCCAUCCUUCACUGACAUGUUGAGAACAAGUUUAAACAUUUUACAAAAGAAAAAUUCUGCAAAUCUUGAAACAUUGAAUGAACCCAAAACACCAACAAGAAACAAUGAUAAUAUUACCUUGACAAUCAAUCAAGAAGCCUACCUAUCUCCAAAUAAUACUUUGGAGUAAUUUAUUUUGAGCUCUGUUAUGAACAAAGAUGAGUUCUAAAUGAAAGACCUCCAGUGAAUAGGCUUGCCAAACGAGGUGCAAGAUUAAGCAACAAAUCCCAAAAUGAGAAUUGAUUGUGUUUACACUCCGUAAUUCACAUCAGCGGUGUUGCUCAGUUUGGAAGAAAUUCAAAUGGUUCAUAUUGAGAUAUUUCACUUUGAUAGUUUGAUAGGGAUGAGUAUAUUCUGUAUUGACUUAAUAAAUUGUAGUUAACCAUCAGUUUACUUC
This is a messenger RNA of Naegleria gruberi, 656 nucleotides long. RefSeq lists its product as uncharacterized. Gene Ontology annotation, biological process: intracellular signal transduction; cyclic nucleotide biosynthetic process. The record is from RefSeq and is a predicted model, not a curated record. Lineage: Eukaryota; Heterolobosea; Eutetramitea; Acrasida; Naegleriidae. The transcript is spliced from 2 exons. The coding region runs from base 57 to 389 and encodes 110 amino acids.